Morus notabilis is the source of this 414-nucleotide messenger RNA. Its product is annotated as (-)-germacrene D synthase. NCBI's taxonomy places the organism in Eukaryota, Viridiplantae, Streptophyta, Magnoliopsida, Rosales, Moraceae. The transcript has 2 exons. Gene Ontology annotation, molecular function: terpene synthase activity. The record is from RefSeq and is a predicted model, not a curated record. The annotation marks the transcript as partial.
AUGGUUGCUGAAGAGUGGAGAGAGUUUAAAUUGGUGCUGUCCACACUGAUUUCGGACAUGGUUGCUGAAGAGUGGAGAGAGUUUAAAUUGGUGCUGUCCACACUGAUUUCGGACAUGGUUGCUGAAGAGUGGAGAGCAAUUGAUGUCAAUACGGAGAAAAAAGUUGGAAAAAUGAAAGAGGAAGUGAAGAGGAUGCUUGAUGUUGCUCCCCCAAAUCCUUCGGAAACCCUCCAUUUGAUUGAUACAAUCCAACGCUUAGGCUUUGCUUAUCAUUUUGAGAGUGAAAUUACUGAAAAUCUAAGAGAGAUUAACAAACUAAGUCUUGAGGGACUCGAUGAUGAUAUUUAUAUCGUUUCACUUUGGUUUCGUUUGCUAAGCCAAGAAGGAUACAAUAUAUCAAGUGAUACAUUCACC